Molecule: messenger RNA, 865 nt
Organism: Folsomia candida
Lineage: Eukaryota; Metazoa; Arthropoda; Collembola; Entomobryomorpha; Isotomidae
Product: glutathione S-transferase Mu 1
Exons: 5
Coding region: 122-781 (219 amino acids)
Biological process (GO): glutathione metabolic process
Molecular function (GO): glutathione transferase activity
Source: RefSeq, a predicted model, not a curated record
UUGUCCUUGAGUGACGAGGAGUGACUCCAUGGAAAAUAUUUUAUUUCCAUCACUUCAGUAAGCGCAACAACGUUGCCCAGAUCGUAUCCUUUUCCUCCCUAAAUUUGCAACAUUCGCAAAAAUGAGCAAACCUCAACUUGCAUAUUGGGACUGUCGUGGACGAGGUUAUCCCAUCCGUUUUGCCCUGGAAUAUAUGGGGGUUGAUUACGACUACUUUGUGUACACGCAAGGGAAAGAAGGCGACGGUGGGGAGUCGACCUGGAAGCAUCAGAAAACUCGGAUUGGACUCGAUUCUCCUAAUCUCCCAUAUUGGAUUGAUGACUCGAUCAAGCUCUCCGAAUCUCGAGCAGUUUUGAUGUACGUGAUCCGAAAGUAUAAACCGAGUUUGAUCCCGUCCAAUAUUGGUGAUCUUGCCAGGGCAGAAAUGAUGGAAGGAAUGCUGGGCGACAUCAUUCAAAAUUUUGCAAUGUUCAUUUACACUGAUCAGGAACAAACGAAGGCGAUGUUUGAAAAUACGGUGCCCUCAAAAAUGAGCGUCCUUUCGAAAAUGUUGGGAGGCAAGAAGUUCUUGUUGGGAGAUGAGAUUUGCUACCUUGACUUUCUCGUCUACUCGACAUUUUACAUGUUGAAGGCGUAUCGAGAAAGUCUGAUCAGCGAUCACGCUAAUCUGGUGGAUUACAUGACAAAUUUCGAGGCAAUUCCAGCCAUUGCGGCCUUCAUAAAAUCACCAGGUUAUGUUGAAGGACCUUGUUUUGGGAUGCAUAGCGCUAUUAAAAUAUAAUCGCUUUGAUAAAUAUUGAGUGAAUUUGUUAUUUUGAUUUUAAAUUUUGUGCAAUGCAUGUGUAAUAAAUCACAACGAAUAGAA